AUGGCCGAAUUAACAUCAGCACAAAAAAACAUCGAUAUCGUCAAGUCACACAAAACACCAGAAGGUUCGACAGAAGUCCUCAACAAAAUCCACGAGGAAACAAAAAAACUGUCGAACCAACUUGACGAAUUAAGAAGGGGGAUUUCUGAAGCUCGAGCAGAAAACCACCAACAAGCUCGGGCUGAAAACACCUUAACAACAGAAACCCUCCAAAAUAUUGUCCAAUCCAAAACAGAGGAGACCAAAAACCACAUUACAAAUAAAUUUGAACAAGAGUGUAAAACCAUCAGGGAUAACAUUAAACACUCAAUAACAACCAUCGCACCUCCCACCACUCCACCAGGACAGGGAGAGGCUCUGCUCGCGGAAAAGCUCCAGCCGCUGGUGGAAAAAAUGGAGUCCAUGAGUUCGGAACUGAGAACAAUCCGAACUCAGAAGGACAGAACACCAUCACCAGUGAAAACUCUACAACAAGAACUGGAGCAAACCGCCAUAAACACCACACAACAGGUCGGUCCUUUAACAUAUGCGGCAGAAACGCGCGGGCCCCAUUCCCAAAACAACCACCCACAGCCCCAAAGACCCUAUCAACCACCCCGCCCAACACCAAACUUUACUCUAAUAGUAUCAUCCUCAAACCCCAACAACACCGGGGAAACCAUCCUGGAAGAAAUUAGAGAGGUGCUGGAUACAAAGAACACCGGCGCCAGGGUGGAUAGGGCAAAAAAAGCUAAAAACCAAAAGAUCAUAAUAAAAUGCCGUACAAAAGAGGACCUCAACUUAGUACAACAGAGAGUUCAAACAAAUAAAACACAAAUCCCAAAAACAAACGACCCCUUGGUGGACCUGCGAAGGUCCGCCUGGGUUGCGACUGCCCUUCCAUCGGAGCCUGGUGCCAUAACAGCUUGCUGUGUUCCGUCUGCGUGUGGAAGUUCCAGUGCCUUAGGGCAAUCUCCAGGUAAGCUCGCUCCAUCUUAG
Diatraea saccharalis (sugarcane borer) is the source of this 978-nucleotide messenger RNA. The record is from the annotation of a GenBank genome assembly. NCBI's taxonomy places the organism in Eukaryota, Metazoa, Arthropoda, Insecta, Lepidoptera, Crambidae.